This is a messenger RNA of Saccostrea echinata, 645 nucleotides long. RefSeq lists its product as uncharacterized. Bases 114 to 530 code for a protein of 138 amino acids. The record is from RefSeq and is a predicted model, not a curated record. The transcript is spliced from 4 exons. NCBI's taxonomy places the organism in Eukaryota, Metazoa, Mollusca, Bivalvia, Ostreida, Ostreidae.
CGUGAUUUCCAUUACAAAGACAGGGCUUGUGGGAUUAUCUAAGUGUAGUGAUAAAAAUAAUAGGAGUACACAGAUUACCGUGGCGACACAGAAGACAUGUGAUAGAUUCUGAGAUGAUUGACGUGGAUAUUUCAUUUAUUGUGCUUUUGAUUCUGACUACGGUUAUCAUCACCAUAAAAACAGUUGAGGGCGGUAAAUGUUUACAAGAUGCACAGCGACAAUGUCAGACAGAAUCGGCAGGAUUAAUUGAGGCCCAGAGACAAAGCACAGGGGUCUGUAGUGCCUACGCUGACUAUGACUCUUGCAUAAAAACCUCUAUAAGUAAGCUGGGGUGUCGCCUGUCCCCAAGUGAAGCAGAUCUCUAUGAGAAAGAUAUCACUAACAUUUACACAGAGUACCCUCAUGGCUGUACCAAGACCGCCAGUGGUUGGAUCGCGUCAUACACGGCCCGCUCAGCAGCUACAGGGAGUGUGUCAGCGACACUGUUGAGCUUCACUAUUACGCUCGGAUUAAUCUGUCUCUUACACUAAUUUCUUAUCACUAACACUGUGAUAUCUUAUCAUUUUUAAUUGUUAUUUAUUUAUGUCAUUAUUGCAAUAAAGAAUAAUUCCAUCAAACUAAAAGUUGCAAUAUGCAUUACUAGUA